This is a messenger RNA of Portunus trituberculatus (swimming crab), 628 nucleotides long. RefSeq lists its product as uncharacterized. NCBI's taxonomy places the organism in Eukaryota, Metazoa, Arthropoda, Malacostraca, Decapoda, Portunidae. The record is from RefSeq and is a predicted model, not a curated record. Bases 16 to 417 code for a protein of 133 amino acids. The transcript has 2 exons.
CCUGAACAGUGGUGCAUGUGGCGGGCCUUGUGUAGGCCGCUGUGGCCUCGGGCACGCUCUGUGGGUGCCGCUGAUCUUGUUGUCCCGUUUUCUGUUCACCUCCCGGCACAGCACCAAGUGCCAGGCGGGCCGCUAUAUAACACACGCUGGUUCAAGCUGGAGCAUCAGACGUUGUCCUGCAUCUCGCACACCAACAUGAAGGUCCUGAGCGUCAUCCUGCUGGCUGUGGUGCUGUUCCUGGGUAUGGUCGCCGCCCGUCCCAAUGACAUCCUCAACGUGGACAUUCCGAAUCUGAGCCACGAGCAGGAAGGCAUACCCGGCCAGGCCGUGCAUGGCGAGUACGAGGCGCUGGACGCCUUCGGGAACUGGUACAAGGUGGAGUACGUUGCUGACGAGAAAGGAUUCCGCAUCGUGUAGUUGGUGACGACAGUGACGUCUGCUGAGGCUCCGCCGACAACAACACCUAACAUUUCAUCAUUGCUCACCUUCUGCUGGUGACGCCGCCGCGCCGCUCAGCCUCAUUCAGGGCGCGGUUAGCGUCACCUUCUACGUUGUAACUUUCCCUCUCUUCUUUGUCAGACUCAGACUCAUGAAUGUUUUUUUUCCAUCAAUAAAACCAUCUCAAGUU